AUGUCUGCAGAUCUAGUGGUGGAUUCUCAAAUUCGCAGCUGGGUUUUUUUGCCCAUCGUUGUUAUAACAUUUCUUGUUGGAAUUUUGCGCCACUACAUAUCACUUUUGAUAAGUGGGCAGAAAAAACUUGAUCAAAACCAACUAAGGGACAGCCAGAUAUUGGUACGGGCGCGAGUUUUGCGCGAAAAUGCCAAAUUCAUACCAAAAGCGGCCUUUAUUCUAAGAAAACAGGCUUUCAAUAAAGAUGGGGAUGGUUACUUGACGAGAAGGCGGCCACCUUCAACGCAAAAUUUAAUGACAGAUCCGACUUUAAUGACUGAUAUGUUGAAGGGUAACUUGACUAACGUGUUACCGAUGAUUAUUAUAGGCGGCUGGAUUAAUUGGAUGUUUUCUGGAUUUAUAACAACUAAAGUUCCGUUUCCUCUAACUUUGCGAUUUAAGUCGAUGUUGCAACGAGGCAUAGAACUCACCCACCUUGACGCAUCAUGGGUUUCUUCAGCUUCUUGGUAUUUCUUAAACGUGUUCGGCCUAAGAAGUAUAUAUACGUUAGUACUGGGGGAAAAUAAUGCUGCAGAUCAGAAUAAACAAAUGGAAGAACAAAUGUCAGGAGCCGCAAUCACAAUGCCAAAUGAUGCUAAUGCGCCGUUUAAGGCAGAAUGGGAAGCUUUAGAAAUACUUGACCAUCAUUGGGUUUUAGAAGGAGUUGAGGGUCGCUUGCUUCGGGAUAAUAAAAAGUGUGCUCGAAAAAAAUGGCACUCGAUGCAUGUAAUUGUAAUAACUCAGGCACAGACAAAGCGUUCUAAAAAUGCGUUGUCUUCAGUUUAGAAUCAAACGGGAAGUAGAGGGGCGGGUACAGUAAAAUAAAUGAUAAUUUACAAAUUUGUCGACAAUGAUAAAAGGGACAGGUAUUUAUAUAGUGAGAUAUA
Messenger RNA from Zophobas morio, 926 nucleotides. RefSeq names its product ER membrane protein complex subunit 3-like. The record is from RefSeq and is a predicted model, not a curated record. Gene Ontology annotation, cellular component: membrane; EMC complex. Gene Ontology annotation, biological process: protein folding in endoplasmic reticulum. Lineage: Eukaryota; Metazoa; Arthropoda; Insecta; Coleoptera; Tenebrionidae. The coding region runs from base 1 to 825 and encodes 274 amino acids. The transcript has 5 exons.